Molecule: messenger RNA, 2747 nt
Organism: Mus pahari (shrew mouse)
Lineage: Eukaryota; Metazoa; Chordata; Mammalia; Rodentia; Muridae
Gene: Pdk1
Product: pyruvate dehydrogenase kinase 1
Exons: 11
Coding region: 87-1385 (432 amino acids)
Biological process (GO): regulation of glucose metabolic process; protein phosphorylation
Cellular component (GO): mitochondrion
Molecular function (GO): pyruvate dehydrogenase (acetyl-transferring) kinase activity
Source: RefSeq, a predicted model, not a curated record
AGCCACGUCCCGCACGUAGCGCCCCGGCAGCGGCAUACAGCCGCAGGUUGGCGCCGGGAGCUCCGGCUCCUCCGGCGGGGCUCGGUAUGAAGCUGGCAAGGCUGCUGCGGGGCGGCACGAGCGUCAGGCCGCUCUGCGCCGUCCCCUGCGCCAGUCGUAGCUUGGCCUCGGCCUCGGGCUCCGGGCCGGCGUCGGAGCUUGGCGUUCCGGGCCAGGUGGACUUCUAUGCGCGUUUCUCGCCGUCGCCACUCUCCAUGAAGCAGUUCCUGGACUUCGGAUCCGUGAAUGCUUGUGAGAAGACCUCGUUUAUGUUUCUGCGACAAGAGUUGCCUGUUAGAUUGGCAAAUAUAAUGAAAGAAAUAAGUCUCCUUCCUGAUAAUCUUCUCAGGACCCCAUCCGUACAGCUGGUACAAAGUUGGUAUAUCCAAAGCCUUCAGGAGUUGCUUGAUUUUAAAGACAAAAGUGCUGAAGACGCUAAAACUAUUUAUGAAUUCACAGACACAGUGAUAAGGAUCAGAAACCGGCACAAUGAUGUCAUUCCCACCAUGGCCCAGGGUGUGACUGAAUACAAGGAGAGCUUCGGGGUGGAUCCUGUCACCAGCCAAAAUGUUCAGUACUUUUUGGAUCGAUUCUACAUGAGUCGAAUCUCAAUUAGAAUGCUACUCAACCAGCACUCUUUAUUGUUCGGUGGAAAAGGAAGUCCAUCUCAUCGAAAACAUAUUGGAAGCAUAAAUCCAAACUGCGAUGUAGUGGAGGUCAUUAAAGAUGGCUAUGAGAACGCUAGGCGGCUUUGUGAUUUGUAUUAUGUUAACUCUCCUGAACUAGAACUUGAAGAACUAAAUGCGAAAUCACCAGGACAGACAAUACAAGUGGUUUAUGUACCAUCCCAUCUCUAUCACAUGGUGUUUGAACUGUUCAAGAAUGCAAUGAGAGCGACCAUGGAGCACCACGCGGACAAAGGCGUUUAUCCCCCGAUUCAAGUUCACGUCACCCUGGGUGAGGAGGACUUGACUGUGAAGAUGAGUGACCGGGGAGGCGGUGUUCCACUGAGGAAGAUCGACAGACUCUUCAACUACAUGUACUCAACCGCACCCCGGCCUCGUGUUGAAACGUCCCGUGCGGUGCCCCUGGCUGGGUUUGGUUACGGAUUGCCCAUAUCACGCCUCUAUGCACAGUACUUCCAGGGAGACCUAAAGCUGUAUUCCUUAGAGGGCUACGGGACGGAUGCCGUUAUCUACAUUAAGGCUCUGUCGACCGAAUCCGUCGAGAGACUCCCUGUGUAUAAUAAAGCUGCCUGGAAGCAUUACAAAGCCAACCACGAGGCUGAUGACUGGUGUGUGCCCAGCAGCGAGCCGAAAGACAUGACCACAUUCCGAAGCUCUUAAAUGCACACGGACACCUGGCACAUCCACAUGUGGUUUCUGCUAAAUUUGGAUGACAUGUAUUUGGAACCACACUGUACCAAAUAUGUCACGUGUGAUCUUCACAAUUAGUGUUUGCUAAAGCUCCUGAAGGAUCAGUUAUACCAACUGUAUUCUGAUAUGUUUGGUUGAUUGGGUGUGGUUUUUGAACCCACAUAAGUUUGGUCAACCUCCCUUGGUAUGAUAUGGAGUGCAAAGUUCCUGGUUUCUGUAGAAGCUGAGUAUUUCUUUCAAGUUUUCACUUAUGUCUGCUAGAAGCAUCUGAAGGAUGUGGAAUAGCUAGUUAUCGGCCUCUCUGCUUUUGGAGUUUUGCCAUCUGUGAGUGGUGACACCUAAUCAGAUGGUCUUCUUAUCUUCCACGAAGAACAACACAGUGGUCCAUUAGAACCCACACAAAUUGUAUGAGUGCUGAAAUUAAUUGAUCAUGGCAUCGUUGUAUUGCAGUGGAUUGUAAUGACUGGUUCCCCAUGGAGCUAAGUCCAGAGCACGAUUAUCAAGUUUACAGUCAACACAAGGGAUUUUCUUUAAAAACAAAGUCUCACUGUGUAGCCCCAGCUGGCCUUGAGCUUACGAUGCCCUUGGUGUCCUGAGCGCUGUGAUGAGAAGGGUGUGUCACCACAUCUGGCUUAUAAGAGAAGUGUUAUUCCCCAAACAAGCCAAAUGGCAGCAGAGAAUAAACUCUGAAGCACCAAGUGGCCCAGGCCGAGCUGACUGACUGUUGAGAUGAUCUGAUGGAACUUUUGAUGAGCAUGAGAUUCUCUGGGUCCAACCCAGGUAUCCAGAGGCUGUAGGCCAGGGACGAGGUGAGACUCAUGGCUGGCUGGCUGGAACUAUAUUUGGGAGUGAGUUGUGACUACUGCUGUUGCCAGAGUGACAGACUAGAUUGGGAAGCUUGGGUGAUCCAUUUUCAGGUCGGGUUGCUACACAUUAGGGGACAUAAUCUGAAUCUAAAGCAUUAGCAGGGAGACCAGGGUGGCAGCGAGAGGUCAGGUGACCAAAGGCUCAGCCACCUUGGUUUUCAGUGGUGACUAAGGACAUGUAAUUUUCUAAAACAUCCAGAUUUUUUUUUUUUAAAUCAAAGAAAAGCCAGCUUAUAUUGAUUCCAGAAUUCAUUUGCAGCUGUGUGAUGAUUUAAAGUGCAACAAAUGCUUUGAAGUAUUGCUGUUACUUGUGUUAAAAUGCAAACCUAUGGAGCGGGUAAUGCCACCUGGGUUCUCUCAGUGACCCAAAGUCACACAGAAUUGGAGCCACAGUCUGAGCUGUCUCUGCUGAUCACUAUCCACUUUCUGGGAUAUUCUUUUUUUUUUUUUUUUUUUUUUUUUUGGU